CCGUUUCUUUUUGUUGUAUCCGUUUCCUUUUUAGUCGUUUCAUAAUGUUGUAUCCACUUAGAAUCUUUCCAUUUUUGGACAUACUUUUUUUCCUAAAAUACCCUUAUAUUUCAAUCUAAUAACCAAAAAACCUAAAGAAUCUACCCAUAUUCCCACCUAAUUUUCCCCACCCAUAAUAUUUUAUUCAUUUAACCCACCCACCUCCCUUAUUAAAUUAAUAAAACCCUAACGUCACUCUCACCUCUCUCUCCUUAUAACCCGUCCCUCUCACCCUCUCUCUCCUCAUUCUCUUCGGAUCCCUCUCUCCUCCUGUCUCCCUCUCUCUCCUCAAGAAAUCUCUCUGUUUCUCUAAAAACCCUAACCUUCUCCGCCCCUGUUCUUCGUUUUUUUUGGUGAGAUCUCUCAGAUCUUUGGGGUUUUCGCUCAAAAUUGUUCUCAAACUUUAACCGGAACGACAUUCCGGUGAGAUCCCCUCUAGUUUUGUCCCCUUUGUCGUCCCAAAUCCCGGUUGGUAAUCGAUUCUCUGGUGAAAUUUUUUUGGGGAUAAAAUCGGAGUUUUAUUAGGGUUUUAUUAAUUUCUUAAUGGGAUCCUCUUCCUCCAAAUAUCUUCCGACUUAUUCGGUUGGUACUUCUGGGCAACGAAUUCCUGACUCAAACUGUGAUUGGGGCUCGAAAUGCAUUUGUCCCAACAACGAGCACUCGUAUUCUGGCGAGUAUCUGAAUAAUUUGAGGUUGGCCCAGAAGGAGAACACGAGUACCCGAAAUUAUCUCAAAGCUUGGUUUGAGAAAAUGGAAGUGGAGCCUGGUGAAGAGGUGGAGUCCAAAUACGACGAUCGAGUCCCCACACCAGCAGAUCUGAGAUUCUUUGGAGGAGACGAAUCUGAUGAGGAACCCAAUCACUCUGAUUCAUUCGACCUAUACUAUGUGGGUGAGUGUGAGAACACAACUGCUGGUCCAGAGGUUUCUGAUGGGCAAUGUUCGGUUUCGUCCCCAAACGUGAAGGAAGAUGAAAUAAAAAAAAAGCCACCUAAGGGUGUUGAUGAUGCUUAGAGAUAACAUUUUGGGUUGCUUCAUCAUCAUCAUAAUCUGAAUCAGAGUUCGUCCCGUCUCCUUCAUCAUCGGAAAAACCGAGGAACUCGUCCUCCUCUUGAUCUGAAGCCAUUAAUGUCCCCUUGCUGAUUAAUUGUAGUG
Messenger RNA from Spinacia oleracea (spinach), 1191 nucleotides. RefSeq lists its product as uncharacterized. The record is from RefSeq and is a predicted model, not a curated record. The transcript has 3 exons. Lineage: Eukaryota; Viridiplantae; Streptophyta; Magnoliopsida; Caryophyllales; Amaranthaceae. Bases 583 to 1050 code for a protein of 155 amino acids.